GUUGUUUGAUUGUCUUUUUCAGUGGGUUGUGGUUUGAAUAUAUUGUUAAUGCUUUUUUUUUGUGGUCCCCCAUUGUUAAAGUCUUUUCUUACUUUAUAGGUUAAAAUAUAAUUGUUGUGUUGUACGUAAUGGAAGGAAAUUUUGAAGUUGUUUUUCACCAUGGUGGAAAGUUCAUAAAUGAAGGAAAACUUAAGUAUGAGGGGGAGAGUACAAGUUUAUCCUUUGACCCAGACAUGUGGAGCUAUUUCCUUGUAGUCGGUGUAAUAAAAGGUCUAGGUUAUGAUGGGUUUAAGGAGUUGUUGUACUGCGUUGGUGGUGGUUCUGUUUUGGAAAAUAGGUUGGAACCUUUGUUGGAUGACAUAGGAGCCAUGCACAUGAUUACCUUAGCCAGGCUUAAUGGUGAGGUUCAUCUAUUUGUUGUUCACAAUGUCUCUGAACCUGAGGUGAUAAAUAUGUUAGAAUAUAUUCCUCAAAAUACAGAUGAAGUAGAAGUUGAACCUGUAGGUAUGGUUAUGGGUGAAGGUGAAGAGGAAGGCGGGGGUAUGGUUGUUGAACCUGUUGUAGAAGAAAGAAUUGAGGCUGAUGAUGUUGUUGAAGGAGAAAUUGAAACAGAGGUUGGUGGGGGUGAAUGUGAACAACAUAGUGAAAGACAAUUUGAGGUGGCUGUUAAUGAAGGUGAGAGAGGACAGUGUGAUGGAAUCAAUGAAAGUGUUGUGGUGUCAGAACAAAGAGUUGAGGUUGAUGAUGUUGUUGAAGGAGUAAUUCAAACAGAAUGUGAACAACACAGUGAAAGUCAAUUUGAGGUGGCUGUUAAUGAAGGUGAGAGAGGUGAGGAUGAUGAUGUUGUUGAAGGACAAAUUGAAACACAUGUUGGUGUGGGUGAGGUUGAAGAGGAUGGUUGUGAUGUUCGAACCUGGACCAGUAGUGGUCAUGAUGAUGGCAAUGAGGAGGUUAAUUACGACUGUAUGGAAGGUCUGGUUGAUGUUAAUCUUGAGUGUGAUUUAGAAGAGGAGGUAGGAGACAGGGUGGCAGAUUGGUUUGGUAAUGUUGAAGUUGAUGUGCAAUCUGAUGAUAGUGAUGUGGAUGAUGGAAUCAAUAGUGAUCAUCAUAGAGGUUUGUCCGAUGAUGAAUGGAAAUCUGAUGAAUUAGACAGUGGAGCAGACAGUGGAGCAGAAGAUGAUGAAGAGGAGGGUUAUGGGAAGUUUGUAACCUUCUGCAUGCCUAAGACCAUGGUAGAUUAUAAAUGGGAUGUGGGAACUUAUUUUGCUAAGAAGGAAGACUUUGUGGAUGCCAUUAAAACAUAUGGAAUAGAAAAUAGCAGAAAUAUUAAAUAUAUUAAAAAUGAUAAGAAGAGAAUGAGGGUAAAAUGUAUGGGUGCUAAAGGAGAGUGCCCCUGGAUGGCAUAUUGUGCUUAUAUGGAAGCCAUUCAUACGUGGCAAUUAAGGACUAUUGUUGAUGACCACAUAUGUAGUAGAGAGCACAAAUUAAGAUUAGUUAAUGCAAAAUGGCUCAGUAAAAGGUUGGAAAAAAUUGUUAGAGAAAAUCCACAAGUAAAGGGAAAGGAAAUUCGUGAGAAGAUAAAUCGAAAAUGGAAUGUAGGUGUAUCUAGAUGUAUGGCUUAUAGGGCAAAGGCCAUUGCUUCAGACAAUGUUGAUGGGUCUUUCAAAGACCAAUAUAGAAGGAUUUAUGAUUAUGCCAAUGAGGUUUUAGCUCGUAAUCCAGGAUCCACAGUAAAAGUCAAAGUUCAAGAGAAUGUGGAUGGAAUCAGUUUUAUGAGGUUUUAUACAUGUCUAAAGGCCUGCAAGGAUAGUUUUGUGUCCUGCAGGCCAAUAAUUGGGUUGGAUGGUGCUUUUCUGAAAGGAAAGUAUGGUGGUGAAAUGUUAACUGCUGUUGGUAGAGACGCAAAUGAUCAAAUGUUACCUCUUGCGUAUGCCGUGGUCGAAGUAGAGAACAAGGAUACUUGGAAAUGGUUCCUCCAAUUUCUGGUUGAAGAUCUCGGUGGGGAGGAAGUAAGUUCAUCAUUUACAUUCAUGUCGGACCAGCAAAAGGGACUACUACAAGCUGUACAAGAAGUAGUGCCUGGAGUUGAUCAACGUUUCUGUGUUAGGCACUUAUACGCUAAUUUUAGAAAGAAAUUCCCUGGAAAACAACUCAAGCGUUUGAUGUGGAAGGCAGCUACAGCAACCCAUCCACAAGCAUGGGAAGCAGAAAUGAGAAAUAUUAAACAGCUUAACGAUGAGGCUUUCAAAUACUUGUUAAAAAUCCCUCCCAGGUACUGGUCAAGAUCAAGAUUUAGCAGCAAGGCUCAGUGUGAUACUUUGGUUAACAACUUGUCGGAGGCUUUCAAUAGUGUAAUGGUGCAUACAAGGUCUAAGCCAAUCGUAACCAUGAUGGAGGAAAUCCGGCUUUACUUGAUGAAGAGAUGGGCAACUAACAGGACAAAAAGUCAAUCACUUUCUGGGAACAUUUGUCCAAAAAUCAAGAGUAGACUAAAGAAGGAGUCUCAGUUAACUAAAUAUUGGAUACCGUGCUGGUCAGCAAACAAGAUUUUUGAAGUUCGCCAUGUGUCCCAAGCCGGUGAAAAAUUUGUAGUCAAUUUAGAUGAAAAUUUGUGUACAUGCAAGAAGUGGGAAAUCACUGCCAUACCAUGUUGCCACUCGUUAGCUGCUAUGAAAUUCCUAAAUCUUGAUGCAGAGGAAUUCAUUCCAUGUUGCUUUAGGAAGUCAACAUAUGAAGAAACAUACUCUUCAAUUAUCUAUCCAAUAAAUGGUAACAAUAUGUGGGAGAUUACCACAUAUGAAGAUGUUCUCCCUCCACCAAAAAGAACUUUGCCUGGAAGACCAAAGAAGAAGCGAAGGUUGGAGCAAUGGGAGUUGGUGAAGGAUGACAAAAGAAUGAGGAAGGGUGGUUUUAAGAAAAGAUGUGGCAUUUGUAAGGAACUCGGCCACAACAGGACUUCUUGCACCAAAGCACAACAAACACAACAAAGUACCCCAUCAACUCAACCAAACAUCCCAUCAUCAAAUGAAGAACAAGCUGCAGUUUAAGGGGAUAAAUGAACAACUUUAAUGUAUUUUUUAAUGUGUCUUUGUAUUAGACAGCAACUUCGUGCUCUUUUGUUGUAUUAGACAGUACUUUGGUUAUCUUAUGCUAAUUUU
Vigna angularis (adzuki bean) is the source of this 3158-nucleotide messenger RNA. RefSeq lists its product as uncharacterized. Gene Ontology annotation, biological process: DNA transposition. Lineage: Eukaryota; Viridiplantae; Streptophyta; Magnoliopsida; Fabales; Fabaceae. The transcript is spliced from 4 exons. Gene Ontology annotation, molecular function: zinc ion binding; transposase activity; DNA binding. The record is from RefSeq and is a predicted model, not a curated record. Bases 129 to 3047 code for a protein of 972 amino acids.